AUGUGUACCUGCCGUCCCCUCCAGGAGCUGGUGACGGAGCUCCACAUGCAGUCCAUCUUCACAGAUGUGGGGAAGCUGAGUCUGCAGGACCCCUCUCACAGUGCCAUCAUCCCCAGCUCAGUGGGACAGACAGGGAGUCCCAGCACCUCCACUGCCUGGCUCAGUCAGUCUGGAGAGGCUCACUAUGCUCUGGCUUCACCUGCUGGAGGCAUCAUGGUGGUCACUCUGGCCCCCCAUGACACUCAGGGUGGUGUGUCGGUGCUGGAGCUGAAGAGGAGCUCCAUGAUGCAGAGGCUGUCUGGCUGGAUGCCCACAGCCAUCCGUGGGGAGCAGAGUCCCGCAGAUCUGGUCCUCAGUCUAGCUGUCAGAGAGCUAGAGGAAGACUCCUUCAUCUUUGCCCUCUGUCAGGAUUACAAACUGCGCAUGUGGUCCUUCAGGGAGCAGGCGUGUCUGCUGGAGGCGGACAUGUUGGACUACAUGCCGGCCUGUAAAGGAGUGAAGCGUCUGGCCGGUCAGGGUCAUCGGCUGAGGCUGGCGUUCUCCUCCACCACAGGCCUCUGCCUGUCCGUCUACCUGGCCGUACCUCAGAGAGGACAGUUCACCGUCCUGCAGCUCGUCGCCACUGACAACAACCGCUACAGCCUCGACCACAUCUCUUCUCUCUUCACCACACAGGAGACUCUGGUGGAUUUCACUCUAACCUCAACAGACAUCUGGGGUGUCUGGGUGGACGAUUCUAACACCACUGUGGUCAAAUACAUCAACUUUGAACAUAACACAGCCGGUCAGUGGAACCAGGUGUUUGUUCAGCCUCCACCUGAGGAAGAAGUCCAUAUCGGAGUGGACCAGGACCCCAGAGAGACAUACCUGGAUGUACUCUUCUCUCCGCUACGCUUCACAGCUUCAGCCAUCGUUAAAGCUCUACAGAUCUACCGCAGAGGCUCAGAGAGGAUCUCUGAUCUGUCCUGGGAGAGUCUGAAGAAGGAGGUGACAGUAGCGGUGGAGAGUGAGCUGCAGAGCAGUGUGACAGAGUUUGAGUUUUCUCAGGAGGAGUAUCGUCAGCUGCAGGUGGAGUUCUGGUCCAAGUUCUACGCCUGUUGUCUGCAGUACCAGGAGGCUCUGUCCAUGCCUCUGGGUCUGACUGUGAGCCAGCACACCAACAUGGUCUGUCUGCUCAAGAAGGGCUUUGUGUCCUUCCUGCUGCCGUGUUUCGCUGUGGAUCAUUUGUACCUGUCUUAUGAUGAGUACCUGUUCUCAGAGGAGGAGACGCCCAUCACUGAAGACCCUGAGGUGGGCCGUGACGUGCUGCAGCUGGUCCAGUGUCUGAGGCUGGUCAGUGAUGCUGUUUCUGGAGAGAUGGCAUAUGAGAUGGAGAAAGCUCUGGAACACCUUCAGUCCCCUGAGAGAGCAGCUGAACUUGUGCUGGAGAACAUGCUGUCCAAUGACAGCCCAGAAGCUAAGUGUGCCAUGUCUAACAACAAGACCACGAGCUAUCAGCCCUGUGAUGGAGCAGAUCUUCUGGACCAACGAUACAACGUCUACUACGGCGGUGCAGCUGACACAAGAACAGCCAAUGGAUGUCAGUGGAGUAGAGCAAGUGAUGCAGCGACUCUGAACGUGAAGGAUCAGCCUGUCCUCAGCUUGUACGGCAGCACUCAUGCACGUGUCCUGUGGCUGUCAGGCGUCCUUGUGUGUGUGUGUGGUUGUCCUCAGGUGUUUCUGGGUGGGGGGGCUCAGCUGCUGCAGCUCCAGCAGGAUCUGAUCCCUCGGAGCUCCCACCUCCUCUCCUCCUAUCACCUCCUCAAACACAUCAGUCAGAGCCUGGCCUCCUCCGUCCCCGUCGACAUCCUAGAUGCCAACCUGCAGCACCUCACAGUGCUGGAGCUGUCUGACACCCCGACUCUGUCCUCCUGUAGAUCAGUGUUGAGUCCUCAGACGGUGGUGGAGCUCUUCUAUCAGACUGCAGCCAGGAAGAUAAUCAUCUCUCAGCUCUUCUGUCAGCAGCAGACCAACUCCUUGCUGCUCUGGACCCACAUGGUCUCCAACGUGGUCCACUUGCUGGCUCAGCUGCUUUGGCCCAGUAACCCUGGUUUCCAGUUCCCAGAGUGUCUGAUGGCCAACUGUCAGUACACACAGCUGCAGGAGUAUGUGAGGCUCAUUGGACCCUGGUGUCAGGUGAACAUCGGCUCGUGUCGCUUUAUGCUGGGUCAGUGUUACCUGGCCAACGGGGAAGGUCAGAAGGCUCUGCAGUGCUUCCAGGAGGCAGCGACGGAGGUGGAAAAAGAGGAGUUCCUGAUGAGACUGACGGGCAGCGAGGAGGAGGAGGCUGCAUCCACCCCCAGACUACAGUACUACAACAAGGUGCUGCGUUUGUUGGAGGACGUUGGUCUACCUGAGCUCGUCAUCCAGUUGGCCUCUCUGGCCAUAACAGAGGCAGUGAGCGACACCAACAGCCAGGCCGCUCUGUGGACUAGAAUAUUCAAACAUCACCUGGACCUCGGACACAACAGUGAAGCGUAUGAAGCACUCACACAGAACCCAGACAGCAGCAUGCAGCUGGAUUGUCUCCGUCAGCUGGUGGUGGUUCUCUGUGAACGCUCUCAACUCCAGGAUCUGGUCCAAUUCUCCUACGUCAACCUGCACGACGAGGUGGUCAGUAUCAUUGAGUCUCGAGCUCGAGGGUUGGACCUGCUGGCUCACAAUUAUUACGAGCUGCUGUACGCCUUCCACAUCAACAGACACAACUACAGGAAAGCUGGGACUGUGAUGUUUGAGUUUGGGAUGCGUCUCGGUCGAGAGGUUCGGACCCGUCUGGGUCUCCAGAAGCAGGUGAACUGUUACCUGGCUGCUCUCAACUGUCUGCGCCUCAUCAGACCAGAAUACGCCUGGAUUGUCCAGCCCGCAUCCGGAGCU
This is a messenger RNA of Morone saxatilis (striped sea-bass), 2913 nucleotides long. It is a transcript of the gene nup160, whose product is annotated as nucleoporin 160. Gene Ontology annotation, molecular function: structural constituent of nuclear pore. The transcript is spliced from 23 exons. The record is from RefSeq and is a predicted model, not a curated record. The annotation marks the transcript as partial. NCBI's taxonomy places the organism in Eukaryota, Metazoa, Chordata, Actinopteri, Moronidae. Gene Ontology annotation, cellular component: nuclear pore.